Messenger RNA from Kwoniella mangroviensis CBS 8507, 933 nucleotides. RefSeq lists its product as uncharacterized. The coding region runs from base 1 to 933 and encodes 310 amino acids. Lineage: Eukaryota; Fungi; Basidiomycota; Tremellomycetes; Tremellales; Cryptococcaceae. The record is from RefSeq and is a predicted model, not a curated record. The transcript has 5 exons.
AUGACUUUGGUUCCGGUUAUACCAUUCUUAGUGCUCUUAACGGUUCAAGUAAUCAGAGCAGAUGAGAUUUUCAUCGGAUGCUACUCUUAUCCCGAUGUUCUCAAUGGGACGUCCAUGGAACUGAUGCCUUCCAGCGAUCUCCACUGUAUCGCUUCGGAUUGGCUCUAUGCGUAUUCACAUUUCGAACCUUCAACCGAGCGCGGCACCGAUAAAUAUUGUCUUUGUUCGAACGAUGCACCCUCUGUGAUGAAUAUGGUCGGUGAUGCGGUUUUAUGUACAGCUGAGGAGAAUUCGGUCGUAUCUGUGUCUGCCGAUGUUCCUCGAUGGCGAUGGACAGGAAGCGAAAACGGUGUAUGCUGGGGCAUCAGCAGUGGCAGUCCCACAUUAUUCCAUUCAGUCACGACCGCUUUGAAAUGUACCUCAAUCUGUACCAGAUACGCUGUGGUAGUUUACGAUGACAAUUCAAACCUUUCUGGAUGCUGGUGCGAAGGUUAUAGAUGGUGGGAAGAGACUUUCCCUACCACGUGCGGAUUUAAUGUCGCUUUCCCUUACGAAUUCAAGUUCUGGGAGACUCAACCUUCGAAUGUUGUUCGACGAAGAGAUAGGGAGAGAAGGGAGUCGAACGCUAGAAAGGCGGAUCGGUGGUUGUGUCCGGAUGGAAAGAAGGCUUGUACAAUUAUGGACGGCGAGGGACUGAGCUAUGAAUGCAUCGAUACAGAUAUCGAGUUGGAAUCAUGUGGUGGCUGCUUACACGGGGAGUUCGGUAUUCAUAGAAGCGAAAAUAAUGAACGUACCUUGGGAGUUGACUGCACUACCUUGCCGGGAACAUCUCCUUCCGGGGUGACAUGUAUGGCGGGUAGAUGUCCAGCAUCGAUCUGCGAGUCCCAUCAUCGACUAGUAGAUGGACAAUGCAUGGCAGUGGUAAACGAAUAG